Myotis davidii is the source of this 788-nucleotide messenger RNA. RefSeq names its product netrin receptor DCC-like. Gene Ontology annotation, biological process: cell-cell adhesion. The record is from RefSeq and is a predicted model, not a curated record. Lineage: Eukaryota; Metazoa; Chordata; Mammalia; Chiroptera; Vespertilionidae. The transcript is spliced from 5 exons. Bases 39 to 788 code for a protein of 249 amino acids.
UGAGGUUUCUCUCCCAGACAGAGUCUGUCACGGCCUUCAUGGGGGACACGGUGUUACUCAAGUGUGAAGUCAUUGGGGAGCCCAUGCCCACGAUCCACUGGCAGAAAAACCAGCAGGACCUGGCUCCGGGCCUGGGCGACUCCCGGGUGGUGGUCUUGCCCUCCGGCGCACUGCAGAUCAGCAGACUUCAGCCCGGGGACACGGGCAUCUACCGGUGCUCAGCCCGCAAUCCAGCCAGCUCGAGGACAGGAAAUGAAGCCGAAGUCAGGAUCUUAUCAGACCCAGGAUUGCAUAGGCAGCUUUAUUUCCUGCAAAGACCCUCCAAUGUGGUAGCCAUCGAAGGAAAGGACGCUGUACUGGAGUGCUGUGUGUCUGGCUACCCUCCCCCAAGCUUCACCUGGUUACGAGGAGAGGAAGUCGUCCAGCUCCGGUCCAAAAAGUAUUCACUAUUGGGUGGAAGCAACUUGCUUAUCUCCAAUGUGACAGAUGAUGACAGUGGAACUUACACCUGCGUUGUCACAUAUAAAAAUGAGAAUAUCAGUGCUUCUGCAGAGCUUACCGUCUUGGUUCGGACCCAUUACACAUUCUGCAAGAAGCAACAUGAUUCCAUUUUAAUCACAGCCCAGCGCUUCCCUCCUGCUGAGAAAAAUAAAUGUGAUAUUUUUUGCCCUUGCGGUUGUUACUGGCAAGUGGCCAUGAACACAUCUCGGAUCUCUAAGCAUUGUCUGUGCAAUGGACCAGUGACAGCUAACCCGCAGACCUGUUAUGAAGAUCAGACUCAGAGAUAA